Ixodes scapularis (black-legged tick) is the source of this 2355-nucleotide messenger RNA. RefSeq names its product 5'-3' exonuclease PLD3-like. The transcript is spliced from 10 exons. The record is from RefSeq and is a predicted model, not a curated record. The coding region runs from base 1 to 2355 and encodes 784 amino acids. NCBI's taxonomy places the organism in Eukaryota, Metazoa, Arthropoda, Arachnida, Ixodida, Ixodidae. Gene Ontology annotation, molecular function: zinc ion binding; catalytic activity; nucleic acid binding.
AUGGCGGUAGCAAUGCAAGCCGCAUCCUCCAGUGCGAAAGUUCUACACGGCUCAGCGUCGUCCAGCGCGGAAGUUCUUAAGGUGGAAAGCAAACCUUUAGAAAAAGAAGGUUGUUCACACUGUGGUUACAAGAAUCACGAGUCGGUCAAUUGCCGCUGGAAGGGCCUGGAAUGCAGAAGAUGCGGAAAAGUAGGGCACCUGCAAAGAGUUUGUAAAGGAUCAGCUCCAAAGUGGCAAGGACAAGCGUCUAAACCCUUCAGUAAGCGCAACGAAAAGAAAACGAUGAAGGCUGUAACUGUGGAAGAUUCCGACGAAGAGAUAGAAAUGCACGAGCUAAGAAGCGCGCGAAAUGAUCCGUUAGAAAUAACGCUAUCGGUCAGUGGAAUUCCUUUGAGAAUGGAAAUAGACACAGGAGCAGCAGUAUCUGUUUUGCCAUUACAAGAGUACCAGGCUAAGUUUUCGCACCUCAAAAGGCAACGAAGUAAUGUCGUUUUGAAGGCAUUUAACGGAGCAAAGAUUAAGCCGCUGUGGGAAGUACAAGUGACGGUGAUGCAUGAAGACAAGGAGUCCAACCUGAAGAUGCAAGUGGUCGAUUUCAAGGGACCACCUCUUCUUGGACGUGACUGGCUAAGAGUCAUGAAGUUGGACUGGGCAAACAUCAAAGCGAUACACUGUUCCGAAGAGAUAGGAAGAAAAGAGAUUGAAGGUCUGAUGGAUGAAUAUAAGGAAAUAUUCUCAGAUGAGCUGGGAUGCGUAAAAGGAGUUGAAGCCAAACUCAAACUGAAACACGGAAUGUCUCCACCAUUUCAAAAGGAAGCCAACUACAGAACGGCACCGUCUUGUCUCGCCGGUUUGCAGACAGUUUCGGACAGCGCGGGCAAGCUCGACUUCGGCGAGUUCAAGCUGCAGCUCUUCGACAACCCUUACGUGAACAACAAGCACCAGCCCAAGCCCGAGAUGAAGCUUGGAGGGUGGUUCCGGCCGUCGUGCAUCCCCAUUUCCAUCAUCCUGGUUCUCGUCGUGCUCGUUGUUCUGUUCCCGCUCUUGGGACACUCCAGGGACCCGAGGGCAAGCCACGGGCACUUUUCCAAGUGCAAGGAGUCCUGUACCCCGAUCGACUGCCUGGACUCCUGUUCAUUUACACUCGUGGAAAGCAUACCUGAAAGCCUCACGUACCCCGACGGCUCGCCAGUACACGUGAGCACCUUUGACGCAUGGAAGACUCUUCUGGAGAGGGCAGAGAAAGAAAUCUUGAUAGCGUCCUUCUACUGGACUCUCCGCGGCAGCGAUCUCAACGACACGUUCCCCUCCGCGUGGCAGGGAGAGGAGAUCUUCAACAAACUCUUGGAAGCGGGCACCGAGUGCGGCAUCAAGAUAAAAAUUGCCCAGAACCUGCCUUCACAUAAACAACCAAACAUCGACACGGAGGAGUUGGCUCAGAAAGGGGCGGCAGUUGUCCGUAGCCUCAACUUCACUCGCCUGCAAGGUGCAGGAGUGCUGCACACAAAGUUCUGGAUCGUGGAUGGGAAGCACAUCUACUUGGGCAGUGCCAACAUGGAUUGGAGGUCUCUCACGCAGGUCAAAGAGCUGGGUGCCCUGGUGCUGGACUGCGAGUGCCUGGCGGCGGACCUGAUGAAGGUGUUCGAGGUGUACUGGACGCUGGGUGUGCCCGACGCGACGGUGCCGGCCCACUGGCCAGCCAACCUGAGCACCCAGAUCAACGUCGUGACGCCCGCGCGGCUCUCACUCAACGGGACACAGACCCUCGCUUACUUCUCUAGCGCCCCACCGAGCUUUUCGCCUGACGGACGGACACAGGACAUUGACAGCAUUCUGGAUGUUAUAGCCAGUGCCAAGAAGUACAUCUAUAUAGCCGUCAUGGACUACUACCCCAUAACGCUCUACGGAAAAAACAAGAUGUUUUGGCCCCGCAUCGACGACGCACUGAAGGCGGCAGCUGUUGAACGCAAUGUGCAAGUUCGGCUGCUAGUGAGCAAGUGGAGGAGCACCAGGGACUACAUGUUCACUUUUCUACGGUCUAUUGCGGCCGUCAGCUACAAUUCCACGUAUUACAGGCCGAGCAUCGAAGUGAAAUACUUUGUGGUCCCGUCUUGCACGCCAGAGCAGGAAAAAGUACCCUACGCCAGGGUGAACCACAACAAGUACAUGGUGACAGACAACAAGGUUUACAUCGGAACGUCAAACUGGUCUCCCGAUUACUUCAUCAACAGCGGUGGCGUCGGGCUGAUCAUGGACCAAUCCCACAACAGCUCGUCGCCGAGCCAGCCAAUCAGGGAACAGCUCGAGUCCGUGUUCAAACGCGACUGGGAUUCCGAAUAUGUAUACCCUUUGUAG